Molecule: messenger RNA, 3724 nt
Organism: Nematostella vectensis (starlet sea anemone)
Lineage: Eukaryota; Metazoa; Cnidaria; Anthozoa; Actiniaria; Edwardsiidae
Product: protein Aster-B
Exons: 23
Coding region: 454-2826 (790 amino acids)
Biological process (GO): intracellular sterol transport
Cellular component (GO): endoplasmic reticulum-plasma membrane contact site; plasma membrane; endoplasmic reticulum membrane
Molecular function (GO): sterol binding; sterol transfer activity
Source: RefSeq, a predicted model, not a curated record
UAUUUUUAACAACAAAAUGGUACGAGUGGAAUGGCAUCAUUUCUGUUAACCUUGAAACAUGGACUAACAUAACACAGUGCGCACGGAUCUAACUUUUUUUCAAGAUUUAAACUGUUUUUCCGAGUGAUAAUUCAGCUCCCUGGUCAAGUGUAGAAGAUACUGGCGCACGGGAAAUCGUUUGAUAUCACGCCAUUGGUGAACUUAAACGGAAGAUGAUGAACAGUCUCUUAGGGCUAUGGAAAACUACUCGAACAGGAUGCUGUUGUUGAUUUUUUUUUAAAGCCUCAAAUCCGGACAAGAGUGUUGAUAAAGAUAUGACAGUGUUAUGGAUUAUACUAAAGGCCUUGAAAUGCAGUUUGGAGUAAGACGCAUUGCGUGAAUUUCAGCGUGACGUAAAAAAAUACUAUCGAACUGACGCAAAGCAUAAUAUCCAAACUGGCAUUGAAAGGACUAAUGCAUAAAAACAAAGUGACUUUGAGGAAGCUGAAGAAGAAUCGUAGCAAGUAUAAGGAUUGCAAUGAAAAUGAGAAGAAGAAAAGAAAUCGCAAUGGUUCCUCCUCUAUGGAAGACGUAUCCAUAAAGUCAGGAAAUGCGGACGGAGAUACCACAAGCCUUGAAUUACUAGAUCUUGAAGGAACCGAUAAGGACAGCUUGCGGUCCUCAAAUCGUGGAAGCCGAAGUAUUGCAGAUAGUCUCAAAUCAAGGAUCCGUGACUUAAGUCCUUCUCGUCACUCACCCAGCCCAAAACCUGACAGAAAAGCACACAAAAACAAGAGCCCCAAAUCACCGCAGAGAUCACCCGGAGGAUGGCUUCCAGCUUCUUUCAAUCAGAUGUUUUCCAGCUACAAAAGCAAGUCUGGGGAUUUUAGAAGGCUUUUCAAGGAUUUGCCAGACAGUGAACAGCUCAUUGUUGAUUACUCCUGUGCCUUGCAAAGGGACAUUCUUGUACAUGGGCGACUCUACAUCUCCCAGAACUGGCUAUGUUUCUAUGCAAAUAUUUUUGGCUGGGAGACAUUUGUCACAAUCAACUGCUCUGAGGUAAUAAGCAUCAGGAAAGAGAAGACCGCCCUUGUUAUACCCAAUGCUAUACAGAUAAGCACAGAGGGAGAAAAGUAUUUCUUCGCGUCGUUCAUCUCGAGGGACACCGCAUUCACAGUCUUAUUCAGGAUCUGGCAGAAUGCGCUUUUGGAUCAGCCACUUUCGCCGAAUGAACUCAUUCACAUGGUUGGUAAGUACUCGGACCCACGACAUGAGUGUAGCACGGAGGAGGAUUCGGAAAACGAGAAGGAUAGUCAACUAAGCAGCUGUGACACGGAUAUGAUGGACGAGGAAGAGGAUGAUGAUGAUGAUGACUUGGCCCGCCUGUCGGGCUCCGAGGAUCCCCUUUCUGCUGAGAGCAACAGUGCAUUCAAGGCUAUCAAAAGUAGCGAUACACUGGUCAUGAACCCAGAGCUUUCAGUGACUCCGCCUUCACCAACCGCCCUGAAAACCGAACAAGACGAGGGCGUAUCCGCCACAGGGGACUCUAGCAGUCUGGACCAGAACACUGAGGAGGACGGUAAGAAAAAGCGGGGCCGCUCCCCCUCGCCUGGUGUCAACAAGCAGGGUGAGACGACCCCCUCCCACAGCCACACCCGGAUACUGAAGAAGCGGGACAAGCGGAAGCAUGGGUCCACAGAGAGGUUAAACGUGACUAGGAGCUUGCGCAAGAAGGAGAGCAGCGACAUGGAUGAAGAAGGUACAGUCUCGGAGUUCCCGGAUGAUGAAGAGAGCGUCAGAGAUCCGCAAGUGUGCAUGUGUGAGAGACAUCUAGCGAUCGACAUGGUCGAUGAGGAGUAUCCGGUUGGUGUGGAUUCUAUGUACGAACUUAUCUUCACCGAGUCCGACUUUUACAAGAAGAUCCAGAAACACCGUAAGACCAAGGAGCUAGUGUUCCGACCGUGGCAGAAAGCCGAGGAUGGUCAACGACGCGUUAUCAAUUAUACCAUCGCACUAAACUACUCUAUAGGACCUAAAUCAUCCCCCACCACAGAACUUCAGCAUUGUUUCAAGGGGAGUAUUCCUGGCAAGUUAUACGUGGUUGAAGCUGAGGUUACGAACGAAGGGAUUCCUUACGGAGAAAGCUUCAGCGUGCUUAAUAGAUACUGCAUAACCAAGAAUACCGAUAAGUCCUGCAGACUCCGCGUCACAAGUGAAAUAAGAUACAAGAAAUCCGUCUGGGGCUUCGUCAAAAAUAUGAUAGAGAAGAAUGCAUCCGAUGGUCUUAAAGAGUAUUUCACAUUUCUAGCGAGCACUCUCAGACAAGAGACAGACACAGGAAAGAAGCUUGCACGAAGGCGCUCAUCACCCUCGCGACGACACAAGCGAAAUCGCAGCCUGAAGAACAGAGACGAAGUGUUCGCCACCCCUCCCUCCAGCGUCACACUCGAGGAUCAGCCGCUCGCCGAAGUACCCCUAUGGCGGCGAAGUUUAUCAAGGGUCGUCAGCUUGAGAUUUAGCAUCCCGCACAUGAAACCCGAAAACAAAUUUGCUAUCGCCGUCGUAAUUCUGCUAGCCUUGUUGCUGUGUCUCAACACUUUCCUUAUGUACCGACUGCUGGCGCUGGAGAGAGCCGCGAAAACACGCUAUGACUGGGCCGUCGAUAUUGAUAAAAUGCCGACCGACGCUAAGGACUGGGCACGAAUGCUUCAACAGCAGAAAAGUCUUUAUGACGCAGAAAUGACCAGAUGGAGAGAUAUUCUUUCGACUUCAAUCAACCUCAUGAACCAGGCGCAACAUUCGUUACUCGAGCUACAAUCGGACCUUCACAACAGAGAUACUUCCUGACGUUCCCUAUCAAUAGAGUAUCCUAGCAACACGGCUUGGUGUCCUAGCAACACGUCUUGGUAUCCUAGCAACACUGCUUGGUAUCUUAGCAAUACUGCUUGGUAUUUUAGCAACACGGCUUUGUAUCCUAGCAACACUGCUUGUUAUCUAAGCAACACAGCUUGGUAUCCUAGCAACAUGUCUUGGUAUCCUAGCAACAUGUCUUGGUACCCUAGCUUUUGUGAACCCCUCUUGCUGUGAAACUCACUUUAAUCCAAGGACGGUGGUCACCUAGUGCAAGAAUGGCUAUCACGUUUCUCAAUUUGUACAGUCUAAUUUAUUCACUGGACCCGAAUUUUGUCAUUGCUGCGUCUCCGCCAUUUGCUGGUCAAAUUGUAGAUUCGCGCGCAUGACAUAAAGCCCCGUAUUAUGUCCUUUACAACCAACAUAGGGGAGAAUAUUCGUGCAUGCCAAAUUUCUUGGAAAGUUUCUAUUGGCUUGUAGGGUACGAUAUCUUACAUGACAUUCGCACAUUGGUGUGUACUUUCAUUCCGCUAUUUUAUGGACGUCUUGUACUUUUCGGACACUUUUCGAAAAUCUUUCAAAUAACAACGUUGAGUUACCAAGUAAUAAGAAAUAACCGAUUGGAUCUUUUAAAUUAUCCUGAGAUAGGCGCGUGCCCCAAGCGCGUACCCAGGCUACCGUACCCAUAAAACGUUUGUACCGUAUGGGUAUGAAUCGUUAAGAAAUUCUCGUUAAAUUUAUCUAUUUAAGUUUUCAAAAUGGUAUUGAUUUUGAUUCAAAUAAUGAUGAUUAUUAUUAUUAUUAUUAUUUGCUGCGGCAAUUUUAAUGUUGAUGAAAUUCGUAUUGACUUGAAUAUGUAAUAUAUAUGGGAAAUAAACCACCAAUCAUUUGAAAA